Messenger RNA from Colletotrichum karsti, 2088 nucleotides. Its product is annotated as C6 transcription factor. The coding region runs from base 1 to 2088 and encodes 695 amino acids. NCBI's taxonomy places the organism in Eukaryota, Fungi, Ascomycota, Sordariomycetes, Glomerellales, Glomerellaceae. Gene Ontology annotation, biological process: positive regulation of transcription by RNA polymerase II. Gene Ontology annotation, molecular function: zinc ion binding; transcription cis-regulatory region binding; DNA-binding transcription factor activity, RNA polymerase II-specific. Gene Ontology annotation, cellular component: nucleus. The record is from RefSeq and is a predicted model, not a curated record. The transcript has a single exon.
AUGUUCUCCCGCAAUAAGGACCCCUCCCACCACUCAUCGCUAACCGGCCUCCGGUCGCGGUUCAAGUCCAGCAUGUCCUCCUCCGCCAAGAUCCGCUCCUCCGAGGGCUGCUGGACGUGUCGCCUCCGCCGCAAGAAGUGCGACGAGGCCCGUCCCGUCUGCGACGGAUGCGCGCAGCUGGAAAUCACAUGCCACUACUCGGAAACCAAACCCGACUGGAUGGACGGCGGCGAGCGCCAGAAGGAGAUGUCGGACUACCUCAAGAAGCAGGUCAAGGUCCAGGCCAACAACCGCCGCGAGCGCAAGUAUCUCCAGGGCCUCGACGUCGAGGGAGGCGGCGGCAGACAUGAAGACUCGGACAGCGAGCAUGUGCCUUCGGUCCCCGCCCUCAGCGCCGACGGGGGUUCGUCAAAGGAGACCAACUCGACGAGUCCGUCCACGGUCCACGACACCCCCGGAGACGCCUCCAGCCCGGCGUUCCACAUGGAGACGGUCAAGUCCUCCAUCUCCGAGAUCGCCCCGGCCGCCGCCUCUCCCCCGAACCAGGCGGCCCGGCAGCACACCCCGGACUGGUCCAACAACAACCCCAGCCCGGGAUCGGGGUCGUGGACGCAGCCGGCCGCCGCCGCCGCCGCCGUCCCGGACACAAACCCCACCAACCCGUUCCCGGACGACGCCAACCUCGGCUUCAUCAUGAUCUACCUCGACUACGUCUUCCCCUUCCUCUUCCCCUUCUACAAGCCCGCCCUCCUCGAAGGCGGCCGCGGCUGGCUCCUCAACGUCCUCAACCACAACAAGGCCCUCUACCACACCGCCCUCAGCCUCUCCUCCCACUUCUUCGGCGUCGUCCUCAACGGCGCCCAGGUCGAGCACACCCCCUGCCGCAUCCGGAGCGUCGCCAGCCUCCAGCACCAGCUCGACCUCGCCCUCAAGGAGCUCCGCGCCGACAUGGCCGCCAUCAGCGAGGCCGGCGUCGCCGGCCACCUCCAGCAGUCCUGCCGCGUCCUCGAGUCCAUCGUCCAGCUCCUCGUCUUCGACGUCACCCUCGCCUCCAACGACCACUGGCAGAUGCACCUCGACGCCGCCACCAUCGUCUUCCAGCAGAUCCUCCCCCGCCCGGACGACUGGGACCCCACGAUGCUGCAGAUGGCCAUCCCCCUCCUCCAGGGCGUCCACUUCCCCCCGGGCUCCCACAAGCCCUGGAGCUCCGACCAGGCCGCCCUCCGCUUCUUCACCGCCUCCCUGCUCUACUUCGACAUCAUCUCCUCCACCGCCCUCGAGCGGCCCCCGCGGCUGCAGGGCUACCACCACUACCUCCUCAGCCCCCGCAAGGAGGACUGCCUCGAGCUCGAGCCCCGGCUGCGGCUGGAGGAGUACUUCGGCUGCCAGAGCUGGGUCCUCCAGCUCAUCGGCGAGAUCGCCGCCCUCGACGCCUGGAAGAAGGAGACCCGCCGCGCCGGCUCCCUCUCCAUGACGCACCUCGUCUCCCGCGCCGGCUGCCUCGAGUUCGCCCUCCGCGAGGGCAUCGCCUGCAUGGAUAACCAGUGCCCGCAGCUCCUGGGCUCCAGCGACCUUGCCUGCCGCGCCGGCGCCUGCGGCAUGACCACCGACUACCCGCCGCCGCACCCGACGCACGCCGACACGACGCGGCUCCCGCCGGACCCCCUCACGCUCUAUCAGGACGCGCAGACGCGGGACACCACCGAGGCGUCGCGGAUCCACACCAAGAUCUGGGCCUACGCGGCGCUGACGUACCUCUCGACCGUCGUCUCGGGCUGGCAGCCGGGCUGUCCCGAGACGGCGAGCAGCGUGACGGCGACGAUCGAGCUGCUCAACUCGCUGCACAGCCCCGUGUGCCUGCGCACCGUCGUGUGGCCGUUCUGCGUCAUCGGGUGCCUGGCCACGCCGGUGCAGGAGCACAUGUUCCGCGAGAUGGUGGUGAAGCUGGGCGCGCUCGAGGUGUUCGGGUCCAUCGGGUCCGCGCUGGGCGUCAUGGAGAACGUGUGGGCGAGGAGGGAGUCCAUCGACGAGACGUGGGAUCUCGCGGCGUGCUUCAAGGUCCUCGGCCACCCCGUGCUCCUGACGUGA